GGCGCUCGCCGGCCUCCUCGUUCCCUGCCUCGUCGACUCCCUCGCCAGCGAGGAUUGGGCGGCGCGGAAGGCCGCGUCGGAGGCCCUCACGCUCCUCGCCCUCUCCAGGAAGGAUCUCUUGGCGGGGUUCAGGUCCUCCUGCAUCUCCUCCUUCGAAUCCCGGAGAUUCGAUAAGGUGAAGAUUGUACGGGAUUCCAUGAAUAGAAUGCUGGAAGUGUGGAAAGAGAUUCCUCCUGCUGCUGAUAGCAACUCGAAUGCUAUUCCUCCGACAACAAAGUCGCAAUCCGAUCCAUCUAAUUUAGGAAGUGCGAGUGAUGGGCGGUCUUUAAAUGCUUCCCAAAGUUUGAAAUCGGUUCAAUCUUCUUCUCCUCUUGUCACAAGAAAGAGCAGAUUUUCAUCAAGCAGAUCACCUCCACCUGAUGCCUCACCCAUAGUAACCGCUAGAAAGAUCAACGGUUCCAUUAGGAGUAAGAUAUUGUCGCCGCCUUUAUCUCGCAAGAUGGAUCAUACAAAGACCUCCGAGUGGAGGGUUGAAAUUGCCGUUGGAAACACUCCUGUUAAAGCUGUGACUGAGGAAAAGCUAUUUAAGGAUCAUGAGCAAGGGGGGAAGGACGGCAAUGUUAGAUCCAGGUUAGAAGCAAGGAGGAUGUUGUUUAGUGAAGAGAAGGGGAGCAAGUCGGCUGUGUUGAGGUCGGGAGCACGAGUGGUUCCAUUUCAGGAGAAUGGCUCCUUGGAAUUAACCGCAGGAACAGACAAUAUGAGCGAUGAGGCUCAUGAAGGUCACAGAGACGGUGACUUGUCAUUGAUUCGAAGGCAGCUGGUUCAGAUUGAGAACCAACAGUCCAGUUUAUUAGAUCUUCUCCAGAAAUUCAUUGGGAGCUCACAAAAUGGCAUGCAUUCACUCGAAACAAGAGUACAUGGCAUGGAGAUGGCAUUGGAUGAGAUAUCCCGGGACUUAGCUGCCUCUUCGGGGAGGAUGUCAAACAAUGAUACCGAAGUAAAUAAUACAUGUUGUAGAUUGCCCGGAACAGAAUUCCUUAGCUCCAGAUUUUGGAGAAGGCAUGAUGGGAGAUACUCUUCUAGGUUCUCUGUUUCGGAUAUCCAGUACCUAAGUGAGGAGAACAGGGCUUCGUACAAGUGGGAUAAGCAGAGAGUUGGCUUUCAGGGCGGAAUUGUGGUUAACCCACUAGCAGAGAUCAAUCCGCAAUCAAAAGGGCGUGUCGAGGUCAGUUCAAGGACUACGGUAAAGGGUGGAGGUCACGGCGCAGGAAAUUGAGUUGCUCGAGAUGAAAAGAAGCAGGAUUUGGUUCCUCAAGAUAUGAGAGUUGCGUUAUGCGUUACAUACAUUGACAAUUUAUUUACAUGGCUGAGUGGGUAGUUUUGAAGAUCUCCUUGGACUCUUCUCCAGGCACCACAAGUAUGAGUUAUGCAUAAGACAUAAAGCCCUUUGGCCGGAAUGCUAGAUAAUUCUGUAUUUCGUCGAAGUUGAUUUUAUUCUUAUUCAAAAUCCUUGGAAUACUUAGUACUCGUUCGUGUAUCGUCUUCGAUACAUGUUUCCAUGCUCUUAAACGCGGUCUUUCUUUAUGUAGUCUUGUACAUAGUGCAGAUGGUAGUGAAGUUGUGUUCCUGAAUGAUAUUACUAGUUGGUUUCUUUUAUGAAUUGAAGUAUGAAACCUUUUUAAAGAUAAAAA
Molecule: messenger RNA, 1691 nt
Organism: Ananas comosus (pineapple)
Lineage: Eukaryota; Viridiplantae; Streptophyta; Magnoliopsida; Poales; Bromeliaceae
Product: TORTIFOLIA1-like protein 3
Exons: 5
Coding region: 197-1276 (359 amino acids)
Cellular component (GO): microtubule
Molecular function (GO): microtubule binding
Source: RefSeq, a predicted model, not a curated record